Molecule: messenger RNA, 1802 nt
Organism: Babesia bovis T2Bo
Lineage: Eukaryota; Apicomplexa; Aconoidasida; Piroplasmida; Babesiidae
Product: putative nnucleolar GTP-binding protein 1
Exons: 3
Coding region: 16-1782 (588 amino acids)
Biological process (GO): ribosomal large subunit biogenesis
Cellular component (GO): nucleolus
Molecular function (GO): GTP binding; RNA binding; GTPase activity
Source: RefSeq, a predicted model, not a curated record
AUAUAGUCUAUCAUCAUGGCGAGCACGGCGCAAACAUAUAAUUUUAAGGGUAUCACUACGAUACCUACGGCGACUGCGCUGUUGGACAUUGUGUUAUCGGAGACUCAGCGCCGUACUCCCACUGAAGUCCAUAAACAGUUCAAGAUAUCGCGUAUUCGGAAGUUUUAUAUGCGCAAGGUGAAGUAUGUGCAGCAAGCUUUCCGCGACCGCCUUCAGCGUAUUCUAAGUCAAUUACCUCAGUUGGAUGAUAUUCACCCAUUUUAUGGUGAUCUUUUCAAUGUUCUGUACGACCGUGAUCAUUACAAGCUUGCUUUGGGUCAUUGCAAUGCUGCUCGUCGUCACUUGGACAAAAUCGCAAAGGAGCAUGUGGGUCUUAUUAAGUUCGCCAUCUCCGCUUAUCGCUGUAAGAUGCUUAAGGUUGCGGGUUUAGGUCGUAUGGCUAAGGUAAUUAAAAAAUUAAAUGGUAGUUUGAAGUACUUGGAGGAUGUUCGUCAGCACAUGUCUCGUUUACCUUCUAUAAACCCUUAUACUCGUACCUUAUUGCUGACUGGUUACCCUAAUGUUGGCAAAUCCAGCUUUAUGAACCAGGUGAGCAAGGCUAACGUUGACGUUCAGCCUUACAGUUUCACAACUAAGAGUUUAUAUGUUGGCCACUUUGACCAUGACUAUUUACGUUGGCAGGUGAUCGACACUCCUGGUUUGCUUGACCAUCCUUUGGAGGAGCGCAACACCAUUGAGAUGACUGCAAUUACUGCGUUAGCUCACAUUCACUGUGCUGUUCUAUUUUUCAUUGACGUCAGCGAGUCCUGUGGAUACUCGAUAGCCCAGCAAGUGGCUUUGUUUGAUUCCAUCAGGCCGUUAUUCAAGGAUAAACCCACUUUGAUUGUUUUGAACAAGAUUGAUUUGGGUCCCUUUGACAUGGCUCAGAUGUCGUCCUUGGACGGUUUGCGUUGGGUAAAGGUUUCCGCACUGACCGGUGAGAAUGUUGACGAUGCCAAAAUUGCAGCAUGUCGACUAUUGCUUGAAUCUCGUUUAGAGAAGAAGUUAUUGCACGCUCCUCAGAGUGCAGUCAUGAAGCUUGCGUAUGUGACCAAUGUCGCUCCUAAUCCAGCUCGUCCUGCUACAGAGCGCCCUGAGAACGAUAGUGAAUACGAGACUGAGAAAUCACUGGAGGAUGCGGGUGGUGGUCCUGGUGUAUAUUCAGUUGACCAGAGGAAGCAUCACAUAUUAGCUGACGACUCUUGGCGCUACGAUGAAGUCCCUGAGAUAUACCGUGGGCGCAACGUUGUUGACUACGCUUACCCUGGUAAUGAGGAAACAUUACGUCUACUAGAAAAGGAGGAACAGGUCCUUUUGCGCAAGUUAGCUGAAGAUGACAUUGAUGACGAGUGGGAGGACCUGGUAAGCCGUGAGUCCAGGAUGCAUUCAAUAAUACGUCAACGUAAAUUUGAGCGUUCGUUGAAGUCCAAGAAGGGUGGUCCCGUAUUGAAUGAGACUAUCAAGCUGAAGAAAGUGCGUAGCGAUGCCAAGAAGCGGGUUAAAUUGCACCAGCGCGCUUCUCGUUUGGCUCCUAUGCCGAUUGACAGUAUUUCAGAUCGUCUGGAGAUGGCCAAGUUACACCAGCGUAGGGAUGAGGGUGUAUCUGUGCCAUUUAAGCGUCCUAAGGCACGUGUCAAGGUUCCCAAGGGUACAUUCAGCGAGCAUGACCGUACAAUCCCGGUUAAGCGCCCUAAGCACAUGCUUUCUGGGAAGCGCACAUUGGGGAAAACAUCCCGUCGUUGAAUUUUAUCUUUGAUGUUAUU